Molecule: messenger RNA, 617 nt
Organism: Ceraceosorus bombacis
Lineage: Eukaryota; Fungi; Basidiomycota; Exobasidiomycetes; Ceraceosorales; Ceraceosoraceae
Source: the annotation of a GenBank genome assembly
AUGUUGCUAUGGACAGCUUUGACGUUGACUUGGGCUGCCUGCAUCCGCUUGCCGACAGAGGUGAGCAUGGCAAAAGUCCCGAUGCUACACACCUGCGCAUCGCUGCUGAUUCGAUGGACCGCCCCUUCCCCCCGAAGCGGCGGACGAUGCAUGUAGGGUUGCUCACCCCACUCCGUGAUCGCUCCCAUGCGAAGGGUGGACGCCAAGCAGAGAGCAUACCAUCGAGAGCUGGCUCCAGCCUGGUCGCAUCUCUGCAGCGGCGCACGCGGAUGGACAAGCGCAACACGCUCGUUCGCAUCGCCUCGGCACGUACACCUGCCAAGGUGGAGGUGCACUUUUCCGACGCCGCCGAUAGGGCGCUUGGCCCCAUAGAAGAAUGGUCCUCGCUCUACAGCCGUCUUCAAGAUUGGGCUUCACAUACCCAGGCUAUCCACAGCGUUCACGUCUCCCGCGUAGGUCCUCGUCGAGCCGACAAUCACCGCCAUGUCCAACUGGAAAGCUUCGAUUACAGCGGUUCCCCUCUCAACACCCACUCCUUCAACCUGCAUCAUCCUCCUCCUCCUGCUGUGCGGAUUCGAGAACCAUUGGCUCAAGCCCAGGCGCAAGGAAGCCACUGA